ACAUCUCUUCAAUCUCCAGACGUCUCACUAUGUAUCGCUUCGCUUCAAGCCUCGCCUCCAAAGCCAGGAUCGCUAGGAACAAUACCCAGCAGAUUGGGAGUAGAUUGAGUUGGAACAGGAACUAUGCAGCAAAAGAUAUUAGAUUUGGAGUGGAGGCUCGAGCUUUGAUGCUUAAGGGUGUUGAAGAGCUCGCAGAUGCUGUCAAAGUCACCAUGGGACCUAAGGGCCGUAAUGUGGUCAUUGAACAAAGCUGGGGUGCUCCCAAGGUGACCAAAGAUGGUGUUACUGUUGCAAAGAGCAUUGAGUUCAAGGAUAAAAUUAAGAAUAUUGGUGCUAGCCUUGUGAAACAGGUUGCAAAUGCCACCAAUGAUGUUGCUGGUGAUGGGACCACUUGUGCAACUGUUCUUACCCGAGCAAUAUUUACUGAAGGUUGCAAAUCAGUUGCUGCGGGUAUGAAUGCAAUGGACCUAAGACGUGGUAUCACCAUGGCAGUUGAUUCUGUGGUGACAAACUUGAAGAGUAGAGCAAGAAUGAUCAGCACAUCAGAGGAAAUAGCACAGGUGGGGACAAUAUCAGCAAAUGGAGAGAGAGAAAUUGGCGAAUUAAUAGCAAAAGCUAUGGAAAAGGUUGGCAAAGAGGGAGUAAUCACAAUUCAAGAUGGGAAGACAUUAUAUAAUGAGUUGGAAGUUGUUGAGGGGAUGAAGCUGGACAGAGGCUACAUAUCCCCUUAUUUCAUCACCAAUCAGAAAAACCAAAAAUGUGAAUUAGAAGAUCCUCUUAUUCUGAUCCACGAGAAGAAAAUCUCAAAUUUAAAUGCUGUUGUGAAAGUAUUGGAGCUGGCAUUGAAGCGACAAAGGCCCUUACUAAUUGUGGCUGAAGAUGUGGAAAGUGAUGCACUAGCUACACUUAUCCUAAACAAGCUUCGUGCUGGAAUCAAGGUCUGUGCCAUUAAGGCCCCUGGUUUUGGAGAGAACAGGAAGGCCAAUAUGCAGGAUCUAGCCACUCUCACUGGUGGUGAACUCAUAACCGAGGAGCUUGGUAUGGAUCUUGAAAAGGUGAAUCUAGAUAUGCUUGGCUCUUGCAAAAAGGUUACAAUAUCGAAAGAUGACACUGUUGUUCUUGAUGGGGCUGGUGAUAAGAAGGCCAUUGAGGAAAGAUGUGAACAGAUUCGGUCAGCAAUUGAAUUGAGCUCUUCUGAUUAUGACAAGGAGAAAUUGCAAGAGAGAUUGGCAAAGCUUUCUGGUGGUGUUGCCGUAUUGAAGAUCGGAGGAGCUAGUGAAGCUGAAGUUGGUGAGAAGAAAGAUAGAGUUACUGAUGCCUUAAAUGCUACAAAGGCAGCUGUAGAAGAGGGAAUUGUACCAGGUGGUGGUGUGGCUCUUCUUUAUGCAGCAAAAGAGUUGGACAAAUUGCCCACUGCCAACUUUGACCAGAAAAUUGGUGUGCAGAUUAUUCAAAAUGCUCUGAAGACGCCAGUGCAUACAAUUGCUUCUAAUGCAGGAGUUGAGGGUGCUGUUGUUGUUGGCAAGCUAUUAGAGCAGGACAAUACUGAUCUUGGGUACGAUGCUGCAAAAGGUGAAUAUGUUGAUAUGGUGAAAGCCGGAGUUGUUGACCCAUUGAAAGUGAUCAGAACUGCUUUGGUCGAUGCUGCAAGCGUGUCAUCUUUGAUGACAACAACUGAAGCUGUUGUAGUUGAACUUCCAAAGGAUGAGAAGGAAGCUCCGGCAAUGGGCGGCGGCAUGGGUGGCAUGGAUUAUUGAAAGUCCCCCAAAUGUAACAGAGUGAUCUAAAUUUUUGCGGCACUUAAUGUGUUUCUUUUUUAAUUUAUAGAAACUAAAUUUUAGGGUUCAUGGACUGCUGAAGCUGAAAGAGAGUUCUAAUUGUUUGAGUCAUAAGGCUUCCUUGUAAUCAUAAUGAGAGGUCGAACUGUAGUUAGUCGGGCAAUUCUGAUUGAUGUUAACUUGGAAGAAUUGGUUUGUAUUGAAAACCGUAUUUUGUUUUUCAAUAAAACAUUCUCUUCCUUGCA
Molecule: messenger RNA, 2023 nt
Organism: Pistacia vera
Lineage: Eukaryota; Viridiplantae; Streptophyta; Magnoliopsida; Sapindales; Anacardiaceae
Product: chaperonin CPN60-2, mitochondrial
Exons: 17
Coding region: 30-1757 (575 amino acids)
Biological process (GO): protein refolding
Cellular component (GO): cytosol; mitochondrion
Molecular function (GO): ATP-dependent protein folding chaperone; ATP binding
Source: RefSeq, a predicted model, not a curated record